Molecule: messenger RNA, 2350 nt
Organism: Solanum stenotomum
Lineage: Eukaryota; Viridiplantae; Streptophyta; Magnoliopsida; Solanales; Solanaceae
Product: glycerophosphodiester phosphodiesterase GDPDL6-like
Exons: 9
Coding region: 107-2350 (747 amino acids)
Biological process (GO): lipid metabolic process
Molecular function (GO): glycerophosphodiester phosphodiesterase activity
Source: RefSeq, a predicted model, not a curated record
UUUUCCCUCAUUUCUCCAUUCCCUUGAGAGUUUCUUACCUCAUCUAUUUUUUUUCCUUUUUUAUCUUUUUUAUCUUAAUCUUUUAUCCUUCUGAAACUCAAGGGGAAUGCUUCUCCCUUCCUUACCUGAUCUCAACAUUCAAGAUUGGAAGAAAAUGCUGAGACAUGUCUUAUUAGUUUGCUUGAUGAUCCAAUGCACUAUAGCUGAUACGGAAUAUAAAAAGGGUACUGCAGUUCCUCUUGCUAAGCGAACAUGGUUGACUCUACAUGGUGAUGAACCAGUAGUAGUUGCGAAUGGGGGAUUUUCGGGACUUUAUCCCUCACAAACAGAUAUAGCAUUUAGAAAUGUAUUUGGAAAGAAUGGUACUGUCUUCCUAUGUGAUCUUCAUAUGAGUCGCAAUGGACAUGGAUUUUGUCUCUCACAAUUAAACAUCCAGAAUACAACAAAUGCAGCUGAUGCUUUUCCUGAUCGUAGAAAAACCUACACUGUUAAUGGGAAAGAGCUUCAAGGAUGGUUUGCAUUGGACUUCACAAGUGAUGAGAUGUUUAGUAAAUUGCUUGUGACACAAUCGAUAUUCAGCAGGACAGAUUUAUUUGAUUUUUCAUCACCAUAUCCAACUGACCUAUUUUUAGAGGAAAACAAUAAUACUCAAGUGUGGAUCAAUGCUGAGUAUCCGGCAUUCUACAACCAGCACAAUCUGAGUUUAGUUGAUCAAAUUAAACAACUCUUGGAGGUAAAGAAGGACAUCUCUUACAUAUCGUCUCCAGAUAUUGGUUUCUUGAAAAGAAUGGGACCAGUUUUUCACGGUCUCAAAACGAAGCUAAUGUUCAAGUUUCCCAUUGAUAGAAGCACAGUUGAACCCACAACAAAUAAACGAUAUGCUUCACUAUUAACAAAGUUAUCAAUGAUCAAGAAAUUCGCUGCAGGAAUCGUUGUACCAAGAGAGUACAUAUGGCCCGUCAAUAGAGCUCGUCAUUUAAAGUCUAGUACCAAUCUAGUGGCUAAAGCUCAUAAACAAGGUGUUCAAGUGUUUGCUUAUGGAUUUGCAAAUGACAACUAUUUGCCUUACAAUUACAGUUAUGAUCCACAAAGAGAGUAUCUGCAAUUCGUUGACAACUCAAAGUUUGCUGUUGACGGUGUGGUCACCGACUUUGCUACGUCUGCAUCAACGGCUAUUGCUUGCUUGGCAGGGAGUCAGAACGCUUCAAGGAAAGUCCAUACUCUGAUCAUUACUGCAAAUGGAGCCAGUGGAGAUUAUCCAGGAUCAACAGAUCUUGCCUAUCAAAAAGCAGUAGACGAUGGAGCUGACAUAAUCGAUUGUUCUGUCCAAAUGACAAAAGACGGAGUUGCAUUCUGCUUGCCUUCAGUUGACCUCAUCUCAACCACCACUGCAUCCGGACCUUUCAUGAGUCGAGCGACUAAGGUUGAGGCACUCCAAUCCUCUAUGGGAAUUUUCUCUUUCGAUUUUACAUGGGAAGAAAUUCAGUCACUGAAACCUCAAAUGUUUAGUGAAUUUAACGGAGAAUUGGCAAGGGAUCCAGCACGCAAGAAUAUGGGCAAGUUUGUAACUCUCUCAGAUUUUUUGGAAUUCGCCAAGGGAAAAGCAGUUCCUGGAGUUCUCAUUAACAUAGAAAAUGCUGCCUUCCUUGCCGCCAACAAGGAUCUCGACAUUGUGGGUGCUGUAAUGAUUGCUUUGAGUAAUGCCACACUUGAUAAGCAAUCAACUAAGAAGGUUCUGAUCAUGUCAGGUGAAAGUUCAGUGCUAGACAAAUUCAAGGAUAUCCCGACUUACCAAAAAGUACUUCACAUUAAGAAGAAGGUUGAAUUUGUAACGAAUGAGACAGCAUUGGAAAUCAAGAAGCAUGCGGAUGCAGUAUUUUUACAUAAGCAUUCCUUAUACACACAAUUUCGAGGAGAGGGUUUUACUUUGAACUUGACCAACCUUAUUGAAUGUAUGCAUUGGGCCAAUAUUAGUGUCUAUGCUGGAACUGUUGUGAAUGAAUUCCAAGAUAUUUACAUGGAUUUUAACUCCGAUCCAUAUACGUUGAUCCAUAACCUCAUUUAUUAUGGUGCGGAUGGAAUUAUAACGCAGUACCCAAGCACAGCAAAUGCAUACACCAGGAACUUAUGCACCGGGAAUCAAGAGUCGUAUAGGAUACCAGACAUAAAUCCAGGUGAUGUGAUAACAUAUGCCCUCGAUCCAAAAGAAGUAGAAGAGUACAAGCCUCCCCCUCAAGAGUACUUGGAGACUAAAGACUUUGUUACUCCACCGCUACCUCCUGUAGCAGCAAUUGCCAAGAAAAAUGAUCAUGGAGGUUCUGCUUCCAACUCCAUUUUUUCCUUAUUGUGA